Messenger RNA from Schistocerca gregaria, 3907 nucleotides. Its product is annotated as RING finger and SPRY domain-containing protein 1-like. The record is from RefSeq and is a predicted model, not a curated record. The transcript is spliced from 11 exons. Gene Ontology annotation, cellular component: cytoplasm. Gene Ontology annotation, molecular function: ubiquitin-protein transferase activity; protein binding. The coding region runs from base 1092 to 2699 and encodes 535 amino acids. NCBI's taxonomy places the organism in Eukaryota, Metazoa, Arthropoda, Insecta, Orthoptera, Acrididae.
GUUGACGUGACGUUGCUCACCGAGCGAACCUCGCCAUUUGAAAGCUUUGAACGAGUAUUUUGACGUCACGUGACCCACGUUGACGUGUCGUUGCCCACCGUGUGAAUGGAGCCUAACAAAUCACAAAAAAUAAUAGAGAACGAUUGACGAAGAACAAAUAACAAAGAGGUAGAUUAAGAACUGAUAUCAACCACGACAAAGAGGAUCUAACGAAAGCAUGACAAAAUGAAGUAUGGAAGAGGAGAGUAUGGCUCUGUAUCGAGAGGAAAUGAGAUAUGGUGUAAUGUAAUCAAGUGAGAUCGCUGACGUUAACUGUCAAAACUUUUGCUGCUGAGUAACAUUGACGGUGGCGUGAAUGCCACCAUUUGAAAUGCGUUGUGGAACGUUUGAACGUGCUGCGACGUUAAGGCUAGUGUGAGUUAUCCUUAAUUUACUCAUCCGAAAUUCCUGAUAGUUCUUCUUGUUUUUCCUGAAAAGCAAUAUGAAACACAUGAAUGAAUGGAAACCAAAGAAAUGCAAUAUGCAAUCAAACAUUCAGGGUGAAGACAGCUUUAAUUAUUAUUACUGCUCCACUAAGAAUGCUGUUUGGACAAGUGUCUGGCGAGAAAUAGAAUCGAACUGACGGACGGAUCGAGGUGGUGUUGGGUUGAUUACGCUACAUCGAAACGCGCAAUCUUUGCAGUAACAUCUUUGUUAUAGCGUUGUUAUGUUUUAGUUAAAUUCUUUGGCGUACAGUGUGGCCGAGAAGUAGAUGUACAGUAAUUAGUUUUUUGUCACCUGUAUGUUAUUUAUUAUUCUGGUACACUCCUCUUGUAAUUCUGAACUGGUUGAUCCGUAUUCAACAAAUGCUACCUCUGAAUUAACGAACAGCUUGCAGACAUAUUUUUUCAAAGUUCCGCGGAGAGUAACCACUCACUGUAAUGUUUACUUGAUAUAGUCUGCUGUCACAGACGGGAAUAGGAAAAUUUUUCCUGCCUGUACGAGAGAAGUACAGGAUUACCAAAUGUCUGCUAAAUGCCGUCAAAUGAUAUUGCGUACCUGGUACAGGAGAUCGCACCCUGUUACCUUCAAGGGUGUAUAGCAUACCUACUAUGGGCUCAUGCCUUUGUAAAGAUCAAGAUUCACGAACUGAAGAAAGAACACAGAAUGGCUCAGCAGUUCAGUCCGCUCCCGUACAUAUUCCAGCUGGAGAUUGCAGGGAAUGCCAUACAUCAGAAGAAAAUUGCGGAUUUUCACAAAGGUUUCGUUCAUCAGCGACAGUUGACAGACUUGUUUUGGAAACGCUCAGCGUCAUUGGCUCUAUGGUCGAGAAUGAGCAGGAGCCACCACCUGCCAUGUUGAGACUGCAUUCUAUAGCAGAUAGAGAGGAUGGCUGGAUUCAGGUGGUGAGCUCAAUGGUGCAUGUGAUUCCCAUGAAUGAUCCUCUUGGACCAGCUGUUAUCACAUUGUUAUUGGAUGACUGUCCUCUUCCAACAAAGGAGUCGGUGGUACGAUUGUCAAACAUGCUUUCACUGUCUGCAGCUGUUUCACAUCGAGGGCGAGUGUCUCCAACAGAACAGAGGAAUGUGUGUGUUGUAUUAGGCUGCCUGGCAGAAAAACUUGCUGGCCCAUCGAGUAUUGCAAUACUAACACCUGGCACUCUGGAUUACCUCAUUGCCAAUUUGAAUGAAAAUAUCAACCCAUCUGUAAUACUAUUUUCAUUAAUUGCACUGGAGAAGUUUGCACAAACAAGUGAAAACAAGGUGACUAUAAAGAAACGUCUGAAGGCAGAAGUUAAAAAUCCACUUACUUCUUUGGAAACUUGGGUAGGCUGUGAGCACUUUGUCAAGAGGCAAGUGGGCUUUUGUGCUCAGUGGUGUCUAGACAAUCUUUUUCUGAUAGAGGGACGUAAAUUCUCUUAUGAAUGUGUUGAUACUACUGGGAUAAAUGUCAUGCUUAACACAAAGGAUGUUAGUGAAUACCUCAAGAUCUCACCUGAUGGACUGGAGGCACGAUGCGAUGCUUACUCAUUUGAGAGUGUUCGCUGUACAUUCCAAGUUGAUGAAGGUGUCUGGUAUUAUGAGACACAGGUAAUCACACCUGGUGUGAUGCAGAUAGGAUGGGCUACCAAAGAUUCUACAUUCCUUAACCAUGAAGGUUACGGAAUUGGAGACGAUGCUUUUUCUGUCGCAUAUGAUGGAUGUCGACGACUUAUAUGGCAUGAUGCCCACAAUCGAGCUCAAGGCCAGUCAGCUUGGAAAGCAGGUGACAUCUUGGGGUGCCUUCUUGAUUUGACUGUGCCCGAGGCCAUCUUCUACCUCAAUGGGGAGGCCCUCGCACCCUGUACUGAUGUGUUUGGCAUUGCAAGGUCAGGAUUUUUUGCAGCAGCAAGUUUCAUGUCAUUCCAGCAAUGCCGUUUCAAUUUUGGUGCAACUCCAUACCGCUUCCCACCAAAGGAUCGCAACUUUCAGAGCUUUAACACGCAUGCCACUCUUGAUCCUGCAGACAAGGUUGUCCUGCCCAGGCAUGUACGUUUGGAAGAGCUUAGAAAGCUGUCAGUGAGAGAGGACUCGUGCUCCCUCUGCUUUGACAGACGUGCCUCUGUGCGCUUGGAGCCUUGUGGACAUCAGGGCUUCUGCUCCAGCUGUUGUACGCAGUUGUCAGAGUGCCCCAUGUGCAGGGCACCGAUUGCUUCCACUGUUCCAGAUAACCCUUCGUGAUACUGUGCCAUAUAGAAUUAGCCAAGACUGUCAAGAUUAUGGCAACAUCUUCCAUUCAAGGAAGAACAGCAUUAAGUCUGAGUGAUGUCGUGUGUUGUGACAAUAUGGCUGAAGCCUGCAGUUUUCAGUACAGAUGUCCUACUUAAUUUUGCAUUAUGCAUACUGGUCAAUUUUUGUGAGGAGGACUACUACUAUAUUUAUUUGAUAUGUAUAGUUGUUACAGUGAAAGUGAUUUUGUAUUGUUUAAUUAUUAAAAGAGUUCUUAUAACAUGUGCCUGUCUCAUAUGUUCAUUGUCUGUGAUAUUAAAGUGAAAACCGAGAUAAUUUAAAUAUGAAUUUUAAAGUAUUAAGUCCUAAAAAUAUUUCCUGAUAUUUUAUUAAUAAGGCUGAAUGGAUCUAUGUCAAAGACAUAAUAUACCGUGUGGCAUAUUAUUGAAUAUCCUAUGCUGCUUGAAGUUAUUUUUUGCCUAGGUGGAGAUACUCGUUUCUCUGAUAGAGCAUGUGGGUAGAUGGAACCAUAGAGUGUGUCUCAUCUUCUGUUUCUUCUACCUUCAGGGGUGUGAAAUGAUUUAAGAUAUGCAUUACCAGGAGAGAUACGACUUCAAGAAACUUGUUCUGUAAAGUGUGUUAAAAAUAAACUGUCACUGUACUACAAAAUGCUAUUUGUGCUUCCAGUAACCAAAUUUAACCUAGUAAAUUAGAAGGAAAGUUGAUAUUGAGAAAUAGCUUCUGCUGUCUUUUAUGGAUGUCUUCAUAUUUGCUCGAUUGCAUUGCUACAUGAAGAAAAAGACACCAAUGCUACUCGGGAUGCUGCUUUACAAUGGAACACUGCUCACUGCAAUGUGGCUAAUAUAAAUUUCCAAACUUUCAAUAUAGACAAUGAUAAAAGUUACAGAAGGUGCAGCUACUGAAGUGUUUUCAUUUCCGUUGAAACUGGAAAGAAUACUCAGUUUCUUGCUUUAUGUUAGGCUGUAACUUGUUGAAUAUUUUUUGCAUCUGAGUAACAAAACUUGAUUCUAAGACCUAGAUAUGGAUGCAGAAUGUACAUGGAGAUUAUUUUUUGUGUCUUGUAUUGCAAUAUUGCAAAUCACAGUUCAGUUGAAACAUUUUAAAAAUCUUAAACAUGGCUGUGAAACAGCAAUAGUGUAAUUCAGAAUAGAUUGAAAAAUCAGCUAACCAGUUGCAAAUAAAUGUUUACUACCUCUUGA